Molecule: messenger RNA, 1755 nt
Organism: Podarcis lilfordi (Lilford's wall lizard)
Lineage: Eukaryota; Metazoa; Chordata; Lepidosauria; Squamata; Lacertidae
Source: the annotation of a GenBank genome assembly
AUGCAUGCAGUGUGGAAAGAGCUUCAGACAGAGUGGGAACCUGACUGCACAUCAAAGAACCCACACAGGGGAGAAACCGUUUACAUGUAUGGUGUGUGGGAAGAGUUUCAGUCUCAAUCACCAUCUUACUUUACACCAAAGAACCCACACAGGGGGAAACCACAUACAUGCAUGGAGUGUGGAAAAAGCUUCUGUACCAGUAGUUUCCUUAUUGUACAUCAAAGAAAGCACACUGGGGAGAAACCAUUUAAAUGUACGGAGUGUGGAAAGAGCUUCAGCCAGAGUGGAAACCUUACUAAACAUCAAAGAACCCACACUCAAGAGAAACCGUUUCAAUCCAUGGUGUUUGGAAAUAGUUUAAGCCCCAAUUGCCAGCUUACUUUGCAUCAAGAAAAACACGCAGAGGAGAAACCAUUUAAAUGCAUGGAGUGUGGAAAAAGCUUCAGUCGUAGGAGUAAGCUUACUUUACAUCUAAGAACCCACACGGGGGAGAAACCAUUUAAAUGUAUGGAGUGUGGAAAGAGCUUCAGCCAGAGCGGAAACCUAACUGCACAUGAAAGAACACACACAGGGGUGAAACCAUGUAAAUCUGUGGUGUUUGGAAAGAGUUUGGGACUCAGUCAUCAUCUCAAUUUACAUCAGGGAGCCCACACUAGGGAAAAACUGCAUAAAUGCAUGGAGUGUGGAAAGAGCUUUCGUGCGAGUAGCAUCCUUAUUGUGCAUCAAAGAACACACACUGGGGAGAAGCCAUUUAAAUGUUCAGAGUGCGGAAAGAGCUUCAGCCAAAGUGGAAGCCUUACUGCACAUCAAAGAACCCACACAGCAGAGAAACCAUUUAAAUGUAUGGUGUGUGGAAAGAGUUUCAGUUUCAAUUACUACCUUACUUUACAUCAAAGAACGCACAGUGGAGAGAAACCGUUUAAAUGUAUGGAAUGUGGAAAGAGCUUCCGUUGGAGAACUACACUUAUUUUACAUCAAAGAGCCCACACUGGAGAGAAACCAUUUAAAUGUAUGGAGUGUGGAAAGAGCUUCAAACAGAGUGGAAGGCUUACCGCACAUCAAAUAACCCACACAACAGAGAAACCAUUUAAAUGUAUGGUUUGUGGAAAGAGUUUCAGUGUCAAUUACUACCUUACUUUGCAUCAAAAAGCCCACAUUGGGGAUAAACCAUAUAAGUGUAUGGAGUGUGGAAAGAGCUUCAGCCGGAGUACUACACUUAUUGUACAUCAAAGAACACACACUGGGGAGAAACCAUUUAAAUGUUUGCAGUGUGGAAAGAGUUUCAGUCGACGGAGUACACUUACUGUACAUCAAAGAACACACACCAGGGAGAAGCCCUUUAAAUGUAUGGAUUUUGAAAACAGAAGCUUUAUAGAACAUCAUAAAACAGACACUGGGGAGAAACCAUUAGAAUGUAUGGAGUGUGGAAAGAACUUCCGUUGUAGAAGUGCUCUUACUUUACAUCAAAGAACCCACACGGGGGAGAAACCAUAUGAUUGCAUGGACUGUGGAAAGAGCUUCAGUCGUAGGAGUACACUUAUUAUACAUCAAAGAGGCCACACUGGUGAGAAACCAUUUAAAUGCAUGGAGUGUGGAAAGGCCUUCAGGCAUAGCGGAAGCCUUACUGCACAUCAGAGAAUACACACCGGGAGAAACCUUUUAAGUGUAUGGAGUGUGGAAAGAGUUUCAGUCGAAGGACUACACUUAAUAUACAUCAGAGAGCCCACACUGGGGAGAAACCUUUUAAAUGCGUAG